Heteronotia binoei (common prickly gecko) is the source of this 5702-nucleotide messenger RNA. It is a transcript of the gene PLEKHG4B, whose product is annotated as pleckstrin homology and RhoGEF domain containing G4B. NCBI's taxonomy places the organism in Eukaryota, Metazoa, Chordata, Lepidosauria, Squamata, Gekkonidae. The transcript has 23 exons. Gene Ontology annotation, molecular function: guanyl-nucleotide exchange factor activity. Bases 300 to 5702 code for a protein of 1800 amino acids. The record is from RefSeq and is a predicted model, not a curated record.
GAAGUUACAUCAGUAUGCAUAAUGAAGCAAGGAGAGAGCAGUCCGGGGGCCGUUUGGAGGCAGUCUCUUUGGUCUGUUCUCACGGUCCGAUAAGUGUGCAACUGGCAGUGCGGAAAGCGUCCGCAGAACAUUUAAGGAGGGUGUAAAAUCCACAUGCAAAAGAGGGCGAAGGGAAUCUGGCAGAGACGUCAAGUGAAAUUAUUAGAAGGGCAUGGAGUUGAGUUACAGUCUGCAUUGUCUUGACAAGGCUGAUUUUAUGGGCUACUUUUCUUUGUAUUGAAUUCGGCGGACGUGUCAUUAUGCAUCACCAAGCUGCCGUCCCAAAGACAAGAGGUGAUAAUUAUCUGAGCAUAAAGGAUUCGGAAUCCCUUGAUACUUAUAUCCAGAAUACUCUUUCGUCUCUCUACCCACCUUUUGAAGCCACGGCUGCUACUGUUCUCUGGCAGCUGUUCAGCAUUGUUGAAAAGUUCUACCGUGGAGAUGGUCUCAGAUGUCUAAUUGAUUUCCUUGUCCCAGCCAAGAGAGUCUUGCAGAGCAUCCAGCGGGAAACCUGUGGCAAUUAUACCGGCCUUAUUUUCUACCAUGAAGGAUGGCCAUUGUGCAUCCAUGAGAAAAUUGUAGUCCAGCUGGCCCCUCUCCACAAAGUCCGUUUAAAACCUGGAGAUUUCUACUUCCAAAUCGUGCCGGUGGGGAAGCAGUCAGCCAGCCUCUUGUUAAAAUGCCUCUCCAGACAUGGGCCAGGAAUGGAAGAAGUCAUUGUACCUGAAACCAUGUAUGGCUAUAUUUUCACAGCAGAGUUUUUGGAAAAUGUGAAUUGCAAACGGGAUGGCUGUCCCUUGCAGAGCUGCCUGCUGACCACGGGUCCAGCCACCUACAGGACUCCUUGGAAGAAUAUUGUGAAUCCUAUCUUUAUUCCGACAGCUGAAACCAUCCUGCAAAACUAUUCUGGGAAUUCUCUGCUUGAGAGGUUAAUCCUCAACGAUCCUGAUGCUAAAGCCAUGGCUCAGACCCUAGAAAGCAGCAGCUCCCGUGAGAGUUCCACAUCGAAUGACACGGGCUCUACCAUGAUAGAGGUACCUCUGGCACACAGUUGUGGUCACCAGAGCAAUGAUGAUUCUGUCACGUGUCACGGUCCUGAAAACCAGGCUGGAGUGGAAAGCUCAGACACCUCAGCCGAGGAUGGCAAAGGUGAUGAGUCAAAUCCAAGAGCACUUUCUGAAGGAUGCCCACCUACGGACUCCAUUUCAGGCCAAGCCACCAGGGAACCUGGAGAGACUUCUGAAUUGACUGCAGGUUUUUUGAAAGAUGAUGCACCAACUCCUCCGCUUGUGAAAAGGAAUGGUGCUAGAAGUAUAACUUUUGGUACCGACUUGAGCAGCCCGCGUCAAAGAGGGCGGGAUUCUGUGUACUUUGAAACAAAACGUUUGUUUAGAAAGUCGUACAUAGAAGCGUUGCAAAACCCAAUGAACCUGGGCUCCAGCUCUGAGGAAUCGAUUGCAGAGGAAGAACUUUCAAGGCAUGUAAUGGAUUCAGGGGAGGCAAGGAGUGAUUCCAGAAGCAAAAUAUGUGGAAACUGUGUCAAGCAAGAGAACUUCUCUAGCGGAGUCCUGGCAAGAGGGGAGGAACCGAAAGAAGACAUUAUUAGAUUCGGGGAUCAUUCCCAAGCUUCAGAAAAAUCCUUUGUACCUCACAAAACUUCUUCCAUGGCAGGUUGUAGGUUAGACUCAAGAAGAUCUCGGUCUUUAGACAGGACACUUGAGAGUUCCCGAAGUAAAGAUCACAAGCCCAGGGCUGCCUCAGAUGGAAUGUUUGGUGCAAAUCCCAAAAAGCUCUUAAACGGACAUUCUGUAAAGCUGGAGAAACUGGAUUCGCACUUCCAUGAAUUCACUUCCUCAGAAAACCAAAAAUCCAGCCAAGAGGGUGAAGUGUUCUCUCCAGACCCAGCAAGAGGCUCCAGAAUCAGUUUCCAGAGUUGCAAGUCUAAUGUAAACACGAGGCUUCGGCGUGAGAAUGAACUCUUGGCCAGUAGCGGGGAUCCUGACUGUACGAUUCCCAGCCAGCUGCUUGAAGUGAAUCAAGAAUUACUGCAGUCAGGAAUCAUAACUCUGUGUGGAAACAGGGACCGUGGUGGAAGAGCCGUGGUGCAGGUCUGCGUUAAAAACGGUGUGUGGUUCAGUGAGCAUUCCAGAGUCCAGGAGCUCACUCGACUUCUGAUGUAUCUCUACAGCAUCCCAAGAAAGGAGGUCCGUGUUUUGGGACUACUCAUUUUAAUGGAUGCUCGCAAAAGUCAGAAUGUACCUGUCUUUUUCAAAGCCUUGGCAGCUUUACAGGGUGCCAUUCCUCACUCUGUUCACAGUGCUCUGAUAUUGACUGAUAAGGAAUCCAUUUUCAAACCUGACAAAGAGGUUGCUGUUCAGUGUGAAGUUCUUUCAUCACUGAAAGCUUUGCUUAGGUACAUCGACUGCGCUCAGUUGACAGCUGACUUUGAUGGAAUUUUCCCCUACAAUCACAAUGACUGGAUACGUUUCAGAAGGAAACUUGAGCCAUUUGUUACCAGCUGCCAAGAAGCCAUUGUUUUCUUACAGUAUUCUGUGUGUUCACUUAACAAUACUCCAACGCCAGUCACUGCACAGGAAGCGAAUGACUUGAUACACAAGCACAAGACCAUGAUGAAGCUGGUUCUGGAAGACGAACUGUUGGUGACCUUAAGACUUGAGGGCGGGACAAUCUUGGCAAGGCUUCGAAAAGAGGAGUUCUGCAAUACAGAUGAUUAUCGAGAUGCCAUGGAAACAGCUACGAGGCUAUAUAAUCAAGUAGAUGAGGAAGUUCAUAGGCUGGUUCUGUUGUCUAAUAAGUGCUUGCAGCAACUGGAGAAUUUCUUGGCAAUGAGAAAAUUUGAAGAAGGCUGUGAUCAGAUAAAAAUUUGGUUUGAAAAUGAGAGCAAGAGGUAUCUCAGCCCAUUGGACCAAGAACAGUUUUCCCCUGAAAAAGUGAAAAUGAAGCAGGAAGAAUUCCAAGGUUUCCAUGACAGAGCAAUGCAAUACUCCCAGAAGGGACUGGAACUCAUCGAGGAGAAUUCUGCUUUAAGCUCUGAGGAGGAAUUUCAGACCUUCAGCAGAUAUCUGAACAACAUCACCAUUCAGACAGAGAAGAGGAGAAGGGAGCUGGAGAAGCUGAUCAAGUUGUAUGAAUUUUAUGAAACGGCUCACAAGUGGAUGCUUCAUUGUAACGAGUACCUUGAGCAUCUUUCAGCGGAAGCCAAAUAUUCCCAGUCAGCAAUUCAUUGUCUUCAGAGUUACCACCAGGAAGCGACAAAGGUUUCUGCAGAAAACUUUCAGAGAGUCAACGAGGUUAUCAUCGCCCUGGGUAGCAAAGAAGAACUAAAGCGGUGGAAUAUCUUAUGGCUGCAAUGCCAGCAGGCCAAGCACCACUUAGAAGAGGUCCUUUCUGAAGCACUUAGAGGUUCCAGCCCAGAAGAAACCACCAGGGCACUCCAGGAAGCUGGCCAAAGGGGUAGCCACGGCCUGGGAAACGAACCUGGAACUCAGCACUGCCCCACCACUAGCCCUGAUGAUAACCUCUGGGACACAAAGUCACUUUGUACAUUUCAGCAGGGCAGCCUAACAGAUGGCGCCUCUCCUUUUGUAAAUCAGAGGGAUGGAACUCAAAGCACAGAGGUGUUUUCUCCUGUUUACCCUUCCCAGUCACAAGUGCGCACUCCACUGCUGGGUAGGUUUCGAAGGACUAGCUGUGCUUCAGAGGAUUUGGACAGCAUCUCCACCUGCCACUCUGAGCCAGUCCAAACCCCCACCACCCGUCACAGGAAACACCCGCUAAAGAAGAUCAUGAAGAAGACACAGAGUUUUGAACUGACCCGACACGAGAGCAGCCACCGUGAAGAUCACCACCUGGGAUACACCGGCGUUUACAUCAGAGGACUGGAGGUGGCCAGUAAUGUCGCCGCAGAGAAGAGGCACACGCAGCGCUCCACUGUUAAAAGCCCUUUGGUUGGCAGGAAUCGGAGCCUAUCGUCUCCGUCACGAAUUCACCACGUGGCAGAAGAAGAAGAAGAAAGAAAAAGAGCGGGAAGUAGCAAAGUGCACCAUAUAAUGGAUGAGAUGAUCACAACAGAAAGGGAAUAUGUCAGAUCCUUGGGCUACAUCAUCGACAGUUAUUUUCCAGAAAUGGAAAGGAUCGACUUGCCUCAGGACUUGCGAGGAAAACGGAACAUCAUCUUUGGGAAUUUAGAAAAACUGUAUGAUUUCCAUUGCCAGUAUUUCCUGAAAGAGCUGGAACGCUGCACCGACAACCCCCUGCGAGUCAGCCACUCUUUUCUCAGACACGAAGAACAGUUUGGGAUGUAUGCGUUGUACAGCAAGAACAAGCCACAGUCAGAUGCCCUACUCAUAAACCAUGGAAAUACCUUCUUCAAAAAUAAGCAACAGGAACUGGGCGAUAAAAUGGAUCUGGCUUCUUAUCUGCUGAAACCUAUCCAGAGGAUGAGCAAAUAUGCUCUCCUUUUGAAGGAUCUGAUCAAGGAGUGCUCAGCGGCACAAGAGCAGGAGCUCAGCGCCCUCCGUGCUGCUGAAGAAAUGGUCAAGUUUCAGCUUCGCCAUGGGAAUGAUUUGCUUGCUAUGGAUGCCAUCAGAGGAUGUGAUGUCAAUCUAAAGGAGCAAGGGCAACUGAUGUGUCAAGAUGAGUUUAUCGUGUGCUGUGGAAGAAAGAAGUAUCUGAGGCACGUCUUUCUCUUUGAAGAUCUCAUCUUGUUCAGCAAAACAAAAAAGAUUGAUGGAGGAUACGACAUUUACAUGUACAAACAGUCAUUCAAGACGGCUGAGAUUGGAAUGACUGAGAAUGUCGGAGACAGUGGCCUGCGAUUUGAAAUCUGGUUCCGAAGGCGAAGGAAAUCCCAGGACACUUACAUCCUUCAAGCAAACUCAGUGGACACAAAGACUGCGUGGACUAACAUCAUCGGCAAGAUCCUUUGGAGGCAGGCACUGAGAAACCGAGAACUCCGAAUGCAAGAAAUGGUGUCCAUGGGCAUUGGGAACAAACCGUUCAUGGAUAUCAAGCCCAGCGACGCAGCUAUAAGCGACAGAGCAAUUGACUACAUCAUGAAAGGAGCAGAGUCAAGGACUCGUGCCUCGAUCGCUGUUUCCUCCUUUGACCACUCCACUCCGUUUAAGAGGCCUCACUCCACCAUCUCCAACAGCAGCACGUCUUCCUCCAGCAGCCAGUCCUCCUCCUCCAUCCUGGGCUCACUGAACUUGCAUGUGUAUUCGACGCCAUCUCAUCCUGGCUUAGUUGGGCCACCUUUCUACCACUGGUCGUACGAUGUCCGAACCUGCAUUGAGGAAGAUGAACUGGAGCAAGAAACUGGAAGCCAGCCUUCCAUGAUUACCGAGAGCUCUGAGUCCUCCCAGUGCACGUCAGGUGAAAGUCUGUGCGGGUUCAGUGGCUCUGCCCCGGCUGGGCUCUCCUCGCUGCCUUCAGAGGGGUUUCUAGAUGAAGAAGGGAGUCCCAGCCCUGGUUCUUCCAAGCUGCCCUCGCAAUGCACAUCGCCCGCUCUCUCCGAGAAGAACCCCCGAUCCAAGGCCAGCCCUCAGUACAUCACAGAGUUCCCUCAGCAACAAAUCCAGAGAGCAAAACUAAUCACUGGGACUCUGCCAGUUCAAAAGCAGCUGCUCACCUGUCCUCACUAA